This is a messenger RNA of Symbiodinium necroappetens, 1305 nucleotides long. The record is from the annotation of a GenBank genome assembly. Lineage: Eukaryota; Dinophyceae; Suessiales; Symbiodiniaceae.
AUGGUGCGACGGCGGCUGGGUGAUGCUGGUCCAGGCGGACGAGGUGCGGGACGCUCCGGUGGGGGCUAUGACGAGGCCCAGGCCCAAGCUGGAGCGGUCCUGCGAGGAGAACGAAAGCCGACCAAUCCGCUCACUGCCGGACAAGUGCACGUGGCCUUCAAAUGUCACAAUGGCAAACACAUCAAAGCCGAAUCAAACGAAGAGCUGCGUGCUUCGAGCUCGGUCAUCAAAGAGCCAGAGAAGUUCGAGGUGGAGCGCUCUGGCAGUGAGUCAAUCUACUUGAAGUCCCAUACUGGAAAGUAUUUGACGGUGGACAAAAACGGCGACGUGCACGCAUCAGGAGUAUCUGCCUCCGAUGGAUCUGUCUUCCAAGUUUUGCUCCAGGAGAAUGGGCUCGUGGCCUUGCGCAGCCACUGUGGGUUCGUUGCGGCCGAAGCAAAUGGCCGGAUCCGUGCAAACCGAUCGCUGAUAGGAAGCUGGGAGCUGUUCCAGGUCAAGGACCGCUCUAGAAGGAGCCGCACAGAGCAUCCGGGUCACGAGCUUCCGGAGCCGGAUGAACAAGAUGAUGCUCCUGCCUUUUUCGAUGCUUUCUGCCAAGUUGAAGGCAUUCUGACUGCGGAAGAGCGUUACGCGAAGACCCACCAUGAUCGCACGGCAGUGCUCUUCGACAAGAGGGUGCGGUCCCGUCGGCGAGAUCACAUGGAGUGGAGCUUCAAGCACUUCUACAUGGAAAAGGAGUAUCCUCCCUCCUUUCGCGGCUGUGUAUCGGCAUGGGACAUCACUCGUGUAGAGAUGGACGCAGAUGGUGAAAGUGAUACGCCCAAGGCCGAGGAUACCGAGGACGCUGUGCGACCCAGGACACGCUCCGGGUCGGAUGGCUCGGAGGUUGUAAGCUUCGACGGCCUCGAGGCGGGCAGAUGUCACUGGAAGAAGAUUCUCCAGGAGGAUCUCACAGAUGCUGUGCGCAUCAUCGCAGCAUUCGGCGUGCCAGCCGCCUCGGCAGCGGACGCAGACGAGGCAGCCUGGCAGCGUUUGUUGGCAACGCAAGCCGGCUGCAAGCAAAAAACUGCGCAUGUUCUCGUCAUGUGCUCUUCGGGGCUUUGCAAAGCUAUCGGACCGAUCGGUGUCGACUGCAGCCCUUGGCCACCAGCCCUCGACGCAGUGUUUGCGGAGCGUUUUGCAGGUCUCGGUGCCGGUUCCAUUCGGCUGAAGUUUGGCGCCCUGCCUGGCGAGGCCUACGACGUCGACAAGGAUCCUGUUUUCCUGGCCUGGAAGCGGGCGGCAGGUCCCACUGCCCGCGGAGAG